Messenger RNA from Paramuricea clavata, 591 nucleotides. The record is from the annotation of a GenBank genome assembly. NCBI's taxonomy places the organism in Eukaryota, Metazoa, Cnidaria, Anthozoa, Malacalcyonacea, Plexauridae.
AUGACUGGAUUUCAUCACUUGCCUGACGAAGAACUUGAUGAAAAAGUCAAAGAAUUUAUUUUAAAUCAUGGCUGCACAACUGGACAGUGGUAUGUCGAAGGUUACCUGAAGUCAGUUGGCUUAAGAAUUCAAAGAAAAAGAAUAAGAGAAAGUAUGGCAAGAGUUGACCCACACAACACUGCAUUACGUUGGGGUAUUGUUAUUUCUCGCAGGCAAUAUCAAGUUCCUUGGCCAAAUUCCCUAUGGCACCUGGAUGGCCAUCAUUCUUUGAUUAGAUGGAAGAUGGUUAUUCACGGUUGCAUAGAUGGUUAUUCCAGACGAAUAAUGUUUUUAAGAUGUAGUGCAAACAAUCUUGCAGAAACUAUUCUUGAACUGUUUUUGGAUGCCGUAAAAAUGGAUGGGAACUUAUGGCCCUCACACAUCAGGGUUGACAAGGGUGUUGAAAAUGUGCUAGUAUGCGAUGCCAUGAUACAAGCUAGGGGAGAAGGCACACAACCAGCACAUCGAACGACUGUGGAGGGAUGUUUUUCGAUGUGUAUGCCAUCUUUACUAUUAUAUCUUCUAUGCUAUGGAGUCUACUGGUAUCCUUGA